AUGCAGGUACUCCCCUCCCAGCUGGAGGCCAACGUCGACUUCAUGCCGGACCGGGACGUGAGCGACGUGGCGGACCCCGACUUGGGGGCGGCCGCCCUAGAGGAUGACGCAACAGGCGGGGGUGGUGGAUCAGGCGGCUUCAGAGGAGGAGGAGGCGGCGUGGACGACUGGUUGGAUGACGAGGAGGAGGAGGAGGAGGCGCCGCGCCAUCCGCCUCCUGCCGACAGGACGGGUCCGAUCACCUCGGUCGCGCCGACCGCACCAAGCGGCGGGCCGAAACGCCGAGGCGUGCUACUAUUCGGCAGUCACCCCAAGAAGCCCAAGCACUCGGCCACCGCGGCCAAGAACACGGCCGCCGCGACCAAGCGAUGCAAGGCUGCCACGAAGGCGGCCAAGUUCCAUAAGGCCCCCAAGCAGCCUCCGAUGGUGUCGGCGGCCCCGGUCUCUCUUGAGCGGUCGACUUCGGCCUCCGUCGUCAGGAUGGCGCAAGGCUCCACAAAUACCCGCCGUAUUGACCCGGCCGCCGACCUCCGGGAGGCGCUGGAAAGGAACGCACGAGAGGUGUGGGAGGAGAAAGAAGCCGCCGCCAAGGAGGCGGAGGCCGACAAGGCGGCCGCAGCCAAGGUGGCGCAAGCGGACGCGGACGCCGCUGCCCAGGCCCAAGCCGACGCCACGACGAAGAAACGGGCAGCGGGCACCGCGUACCAGCAGAUCCCGCUGCUCAUCACCCCUUGCGCUCCGCGCCACUAG
Aegilops tauschii subsp. strangulata is the source of this 750-nucleotide messenger RNA. The record is from RefSeq and is a predicted model, not a curated record. Lineage: Eukaryota; Viridiplantae; Streptophyta; Magnoliopsida; Poales; Poaceae.